Aspergillus eucalypticola CBS 122712 is the source of this 1100-nucleotide messenger RNA. RefSeq lists its product as uncharacterized. The coding region runs from base 85 to 948 and encodes 287 amino acids. The transcript is spliced from 3 exons. The record is from RefSeq and is a predicted model, not a curated record. Gene Ontology annotation, molecular function: arylformamidase activity. Lineage: Eukaryota; Fungi; Ascomycota; Eurotiomycetes; Eurotiales; Aspergillaceae.
CUCUCAUUUCACUUCUACCUGUAAUCCCUACUCUUCACAAACAACACAACUCCCUCUCAACCAUACCCCCACUGUCAAACAACCAUGGCUGAAUCCCUUCCCCAAACCUACGACGACCUCCCCGACAAGCGGCGCUACUGGCCCGCAGCUCCCAACUCCGCCGACGAAGGGCUAGGGAUGCUCCGUCUCCUCACCCCAGCAGUCGUGGCCAACGCAGCACGCACCCAAAUCCAGACUGGCGAGCGCGUAUGCCUCAACUGGGACCUGGAGAAGCUAAACCCACCAGGUUUCGGCCGCAAACCCUUCGCCCACCAGGUUAAAUGGCGCCGUGUCUUCUACGGCGGUACUACCUCCACCGAAAUCCUCGACCCGUCCUCGGCUCGCAUCGGCAUAGCCCACUGGGCCAAGAAGGGCAUCGCCGGCCGCGGCGUCCUCAUAGACUACGCCUCCUACAUCCAGCGAACCAAGGGCAUAACAGUAAACGCCCUAACCCGCCACACCGUAUCCCUGGACGACGUCCUCACCAUCGCGAAGGAAUGCAACAUCACCUUUCAACCGGGCGACAUUCUCUUCCUGCGCGUUGGUCUACCGACAACGUGGGAUAACAUGUCGGAUGAAGAAAAGGUCGAGUAUAGUCAACAGCAAACCCCUCAGCAUGCAGGAUUAGAGCAGAGCGAGCGCGUGGUGCGGUUCCUCUGGGACCAGCAUUUCGCGGCUGUGGCGGGCGAUGCUGUCAGCUUUGAGGUGUAUCCGCCGGUAGAGAAGGAGUGGGAUCUACAUCAUUUCCUCCUUGCUGGGUGGGGAGUGCCGAUUGGGGAGAUGUUUGAUCUGGAGGGGUUGAAGGAGGUUUGUGAGAGGUUGGGCAGGUGGACGUUUUUUGUUAGUUCGAGUCCGUUGAAUUGUAAGACGGGGGUGUCGAGUCCGCCGAAUUGUAUGGCUAUCUUUUAGGUGGGAGUUUUGGGGGUUUAGGUUGGUGUUGGGGGGAAGAGGAAGUAUUCGUUGGGUCUGUACUGGGUGUAUUGUGAUUGGACUCGUGGCUGUCUCUGGUAUCUGCUUUGAUAGGUUCGUUAAGCCAAGCAUUAAUUUGAUCAUAGAAUGGG